This is a messenger RNA of Nymphaea colorata (pocket water lily), 780 nucleotides long. RefSeq lists its product as uncharacterized. The transcript is spliced from 2 exons. The record is from RefSeq and is a predicted model, not a curated record. Bases 86 to 466 code for a protein of 126 amino acids. Lineage: Eukaryota; Viridiplantae; Streptophyta; Magnoliopsida; Nymphaeales; Nymphaeaceae.
CAAAGGUCCAUCUCCUCCGAUAGCAUCUCUUUCUCUCUCUCUCUCUCUCUCUCUCUCUCUGUUUCUCUGAGCUUGCAUCGCUAGCAUGGCAAUGCGGUGCAUCUUCAUCGCUUUCUUGCUUUUAUCUCUUCAUCUCCGAUCAACUCUAGCGGCCGCUUCUCCGGCUUCCUCCAACAAAAUUUCUGCUUUAUCACCAGUUUCUGUGCAGGGCAUGGAUGUCACCACUGGAAUAAUCCAGGCAAAUCCAAGGAAAUUGGCAGGGGGAGGGGGAGGGAGAGGUGGAGGCGGGGGCGGAGGCAGAGGAGGAGGCGGAGGGAGGAGUGGCGGAGGGCGUGUCGUUCCCGGCACCGGAGCAUAUGGCAAGAGUUCUGCAUCUCCAAUGAAUCACUGCUUGGGGAUGACGACGCUCACAGUGUUGGCAACCAGCUUGAUGAUUAUCCUUCCAUUUAGGCCUUAUGAUUUGUGAUAUGUACAGGGACCGGUGCCAGUUCAUGGUUCCAUUGAAAUGUUCGCCAUCUGAAUUUGAAACGUUCUACAUGUGGUACAGUACCUUUUAGUGGAAUUCGUCAAUUCUUUCGCAUAUCUUUUCUUCAAUCUCCAUGAUAUUGAACAUUGGAGAUUGUGUGUAAAGGUGGUAGGUGCCGUGGAUCACGGCAAUCCAAUCUUUGUGUUGAGUUGUAAGAUGAUUAAUUUUCAUAAAUAUUCUGCCGAAAAAAAUGUAGAAAGCGUGUAAGGAAACAAUUUGAAAAUAACAAGUUUAAUUUCAUUUAAAUAGUUAAA